CCUGCCUCCUCCUUUCGCGAGAGACGAGGACAGCGGAGAGAACUCUGAAGGCUGAAGUGACGAUACGGCGGAUGCUGUGUAAUGCAACCAUCAAAAAAUGACGAGGAAAGCACGUACGUAAUCCCUCCAGAGAUUCUGGAGCUGUAGUGGUGAUGCGUCGGCGACCGUGCACAUAUUAUAUGUCAUGGAUCAGCUCAGGUGGAGUCGAUUUGAAGUUGUCGAUAUGUGCCACGUGGGAGAGGCUAGCAAUGCGAUAAGGCGGAUGGGCACUGCGGUCUAGACAGGAGAGCUGCAGCGAGGAGCACGCAGUGGGCCUAGGGCGGCCAAGGGCGGCCACCUGAGCACGACUGCUGCUGUCGGUCGGUGCCUGAGAAGCAACGGGAAGUCUGAUGACCCGGCGUGGUCCCGGGUUGUGGAUGCAUCGCCCUGUUCGCCCCCCAGUAACCAUGCGCUUCGCGGACGAGCUGGACGCUCCAGCAUCCGCUUGUCUCCAGACAACCGGUGGAGUGCGGAUGCUCGGUUUUUUUCCCUGGGAGAAAGGUAUAUCAUGCCGGCAAAUCCGAUCAAUGAACCUGAUGGGAUGGAACGAAGAUCAAUGACAGAAGAACUGCCACGAGCCCACAGCUGGCCAGAAUUCUGGCUUGCAAAGACUGGCAAGCACUUGGAGGAGGACGCAGUCCAAUAUGAAAUCGCCAUAACUACAUGCUGUGUCCUCUCCGCGCGUAACGAUUUGCUUCCCAGAGAUAUGCAUAAAAUGUUUGCAGGCGGGAAGACCGAGCGAACCGACGCCCGUGGGUCUUACCUAAUUGAGAAUUGCGAGAUUCUUGCCUCCGCCCCCCACCUCUCUGCCAAAUAUCCCUCCCCGCCUCUCAGGCGCUUCCAAAAAGGAGUCUUUUGCAGCUUCGCCUCGCUUGCAAGCUCCACCACGGGGAUCUUUUCCAGCCGGGUUCUAACAGGACAAAGCGAUUCUACACUUAUCGCCCUCCCACUCGUCCUCCACAAUGCACCACCGCCCACCACCUACCGUGCGCCCCUCAAGCUCGCUCUCUUCGUACAUCCCGAAGCAGAGCCGCACCCCCAGUCCCCGCAUGACGCCUUUGUUGCCGUCAGCAGCGAUGAACUACCCCAAAGUCGUCGUACCAGCUAACGAAUCGGCAUCGACGUCGCAGGAGUCCUCGCCGACCUUCUGUGGGAUGCCCCUGAAGUAUCUGUCCCUGUUCGCCCUGGCCAUCCAAAACGCCGCAUUAUCAAUAACGAUGCACUACUCCCGCGUCUCGACGCCGCCGUCGCAGUCCUACUCACCCGAAGCCGCCGUGUUCCUCAAUGAACUCAUCAAGGGCCUGAUCUCAUUUUGCAUCGGGCUGGCUGUCCUGCCCCAAGUCGCAGAACGUCCCUGGCGCCGCAUGACGUUCUCCGCCGUCGUGCGCGAGCUCCCGUGGCCGUGGACCGCACCGUUUUGGCAGCUAUGGGGCGAGAUUCUCAGCCCUGACUCGUGGAAAUUGCUCAUCCCUGCGAUCCUCUACGUCGCGCAAAACCUGCUCCAAUUCGUCGCUAUCAGUAACCUCCCCGUUGCGACGUUCCAAGUUACGUACCAGAUGAAGAUUCUCACGACUGCGGCGUUCUCCGUCGCGCUGCUCCGGCGCACGCUGAGCCCGACGAAGUGGCUCUCGCUGUUUUUCCUCGCUUUCGGUGUUGGAAUCGUGCAGAUCCAGACUGCGACGUCCGGCCAUGUCACUCCGAAAAACGGGCCCGUCGGGAGCGCCCACGAUUCGGCGCCGUUGCACAUCCAUAUCAUGAGUCCGCUGAAGGGCUUCGCUGCCGUCACGGUCGCAUGUGUGACGUCGGGGUUGGCCGGGGUGUACUUCGAGAUGGUGCUGAAGAACUCGCGGUCGACUUUGUGGGUGCGGAACGUGCAGUUGUCACUGGCGUCGCUUCCGUUCGCGUUCUUCAUGCUCCUGUACAAGACGCCCUGGAGCUUCGGAUUCAUGCACGGGGCGUUCCGGAACUUCGGGGGCUGGGCCUGGGCGACGGUCUCGGUGCAGGUCGCGGGCGGGCUGGUCACUGCGGUGGUGAUCAAGUACUCGGACAACAUCAUGAAGGGAUUCGCGACGUCGCUGUCGAUCGUGUUCUCCUUCCUCGCGUCGGUCGUGCUGUUCGACUUCAGAAUCACGCCCUCGUUCGUUAUCGGCGCGUCGACGGUGCUGUGUGCGACGUGGAUGUACAACCAGCCGCCGGGCAAAGAGCCGCUGGCCAUCGUCACGUUGACGGGCGGCAGCAUUUCCGAUGUCACGACCAAGAUCUCGGGCAAGUCGACGCCCUUCCCGGGCACCCCGAUCGACGACCGGGACCCUAUCAUCGGGCAGUUCCCGUCUGAGAAGAAGAAACUGUUCGGGCGGGCCAGCAUGUCCGAUCUACUGGGCCGCAGCAGCACGACCGACCUCCGGAACUCGUUGACUGUCAACAACGGGAGCCUAAAUCCUUCGCCGUGGGGAUCGAUGGAGGAUAUCCAUCGGUACCGCAGCUCGCCGUAUGGGUCGCCGUACCCGUCGCGGUCGGUGUCGCCUGUGCCGCCGCCGCCAAGGAGGACGGAAGGCAGCCCGCGGGUAUCGCUGACGGUCUCUGAAGACGGAGAGGGCAACGAAAGCAGCGCCAGCAGCAGUGCAUGAUGGCAUUGGCGUUUGUUGUUGCUGUGUCUUUACGGGGCUCCCCUGAACUUUUUUCCAUUUCCAUCUUCGUGUUUAUUCUUCAUUUCAUCCAGACAGACAGACAGACAAACAUACCCAUGCAUAGACCGCUUGACGAUGACACUUUAACUUAUCACGAUAUUGCCACGACCCCCGACUACCGUCCACCUCCCGGCCCCCCUCCUGGCCCCCGCCUCCUCCGUUCUUGCGCGCGCGCUACUGCUGCUGCUUGCUCACUUACACGACUUACUACCAUCAUCUUAGAUUACUACACACCACGAUUUUUUGGGUUGGUUCGCAGUUCAGAUACGUAGCCCCCCCUGCCCCAGUGUAAUUUACGUUUGGAUGAGAGAAUUGAGGGAUUUUUGGUUUGUGGGUUUUCUGGAUAUCUGUUGCGACUGCAGUGGCGGCCUGGAGUCCCCUCGAGGGGUAACAUGUUUCCCUCGCGUCUGGCGACAGGUUUGAAACGCUCAAGAUUGAAUCCGCUGGCUCUCAAGAGCGGAGCAUCGGCUGUGUAACUCAAAGAACGACCUGCUGCACUCCAGAAAGAUCAACCGCGAGCAGAUCGCACACGAGUCGUCCGUCGCGCACAAGCCAACGAAGUGCGCUGCCGCUGGUGCCCGUCACGGUGGCCGCAGCCAUGGGGUCAGUGUCCAUAUGAACAUGGACGACCGCGGUGGUGCGUGGAUCCCAGAUGCGCACAAUUAUCGGAAUCAGCGGAAGUGCCGAGGAGAUGAUCUGAGUACGCCGGUGAGCGAGGUGUGCUCUGUCAAUGCAUGCAUAUAUCGGCCCGUUUUCAUAUCCCGGACACGGAGGGUGUGAUCGAGGGUGCCGGGAUGGGCUUUUGUCGAGGUGCGUCCCAGUGCGCCAGAGACGCAGGCGCGCUCGUUACCGCAGCACACAGCACAUUUCAUGGGCCCAUGUUCUAUCAGGCCAUAUGCUUCGAAGCGCUCUAGGCACGAUAUGCGGGACCUGCGAGGUGCCGUCGUAAGAUCCUGUGGCUGUAAGCUUUUCAUGUACAGCGAAAGCGUUCAUGUCCGUGCAGGAGAUGGGCGGUAAUGGCUCUUGCUCACGUCCUCGGGUAGAUGAUCAGACCGAUAGGGCUGUUGACGAGCCAUUCAAUGACGGGUCAGCGCACCUCAAGGCCGUCCGUAUCAACAGACAGAUCAGCCAUACGCACCCCAAACCUAUAGGUCCCGUUGAAGAUAAGUCGUGCAGCAGCAUCCGUGGUGGACGGACACCCCAUCCGUAUCGUGCGAUCGGCAAAGUCCAAGACUGUCCUUCCACCUGUCAUAUGCAUCACCCGAGACGCACCGUCGUGCGCGGGGUACGUCUGGCACAGGCCACUCGUGCACGUGCAAGUCUACUGUCCGUGAAGUCGGCGGUAGAGAGGCCUUGCUGAAGGAGAACAUGAGCUGGAGGACGGCGACGUUCGUUUUAGUGAAGCGGUUUAGUAGAGUUUACAGUGGACGCUGGAAAGUCGGGAGCCGACAUUACUAUGGGCUGUCCGUGCUGAGGCUCAUUGGUCAAAAAACCCCUCGCACACAACUGCUAGUGGUUAGGUGCAGUUGCUGCAAGGCGAUCCAAUUGACCAGCGAGAAUGGAUUUCCAGCAGAGACCCUCAAGGGCCGGAAUACUCGGCGGCAUAGAAGUAGAACAGCGUUUCGAGAUGGCGGAUACGUUCGGCCAUCACCGGUGGUGACUGCCUUGUCCAAGCAAGGAGCACGAUACGUCACAGUCAGCUGAUGUGACAUAUUUCGUAACGCUGACCCAGCGCCGACCAGAUCAAAGCAGAGAUAGUACUAUAGGUACUUAUCGGACCUAGCUCACUACCGGAGAGUCGUCGGCUAUUGAGUAGAAACCCGAAAUGGGUUCACGAAACUCAAACGCGC
Mycena citricolor is the source of this 4576-nucleotide messenger RNA. NCBI's taxonomy places the organism in Eukaryota, Fungi, Basidiomycota, Agaricomycetes, Agaricales, Mycenaceae. The record is from the annotation of a GenBank genome assembly.